CAAGAAUUCAUCUGUCAAUAAUAUGUAUGUUCAAAACUUGGUCAUUGAGGUCCAAGAUUCUGAGCCAAAGAAAGAGAAAGAAAAGGUGACUAAAGAACAUCCUAUAUGGAUGUCACAAAGUACUGUAGAGGGAGCAUCUUCAAAUACUACUGACACCAAUGUUGAAAUGGAUGACACUGUCAAAGAAGUGGUUACUGAUAAUGAAGUAAUAAGGACUCUUCUCAUCCAUGAAUCGAAGUCUUCCUCUGGCACAGGGCAUGCCCCUCUUCUUGCCCAAAAAAAGCUGCAUGAGUCAGAAAGUGAAACCAGUGAAUCAGAGGAGGAGUCCAAACAUGCAAAACCUGUGGUAGUGAAAGCAGCAGGGAGUGACUUAGAACAAGACGAGCAGGAAACACUGGAUCCUACAAUAAUGGUGGCUGGACAGCCCCACUUAUACAGUGAAAUUAAUGACAAUCCAGAGCUAGUGACACGUAUGUCAGACAAAGAGAGAGAAUCUUAUAUUAAGGUGGGACAAGAAAUGUUCCAAUCUGUCUUUGAGUAAAGGCAUUUAUUUAAAAAGCAGCUAUACUGCACGUGUAAGUUCAGAUGUGCUAUGUGAAGUUCAUUUUCGUAAUUUAGCACCCAGCAGUAGCUGGGUGAAACAAAUGUAGAGUUCAGGAUAUCCUUGUCCAUGGCGGUGAUGCUGUCUAAAUCUGGUCAUUGGAGAGCUUUCUAUUUAAAUUUUGCUCCACAGCAACAAAGUGAAAAUGUUGCAGACACUCUAGAUUAAAAGUAAGGUUAAUUAAAUAGUUUUCAUGUUUCCUGUUUGUGAAACAGUCCUAAAUUUUGUUUAAUAUGCCUGGUAUUGUAGUGAAAAGACUAAGUAAUUCAAUUCCUUAAGAAGCAGGAUCAAUAAAUAAGUUACAACAGGACCCAAUUUCUUGACUGCUGAAUUAAAUGCCUAAAACCAAGGGUUUGUCAGAUCCAAAAUAGUAAAAGGAUCUAACAGGUAAUAGUCCAUCUCCUCACCAAAGCAAUGUUAGAUUAAUUUCCCUUUACUAAUAAGUGAGUUAACUCAUCCCUGCUGUAACUUCAGUGCCAAUGUAGUCAACAAUCCUUCUGGACUGGAUGCUACUACUGCAGUAGAGUAUUCCAGACAGACAAGUCAAAGUGCUGUCCUUGCAACAAAUCCCUGCUCCCAGAUUUUUCAAGAGCAGGGUUUCCCAACCUAUAGGUUGCCAUUACAUUUCAAAAGGGUCACCAAGUGUCUUCCCAGGUGGCUCUGUUCCUCCUCCUCCCCCCAUUUUUUGAAUUGUCUUGGGGAUCCAUUUUGACAAUUCAGGAAGACUUGGUAACCCAUCUGAAAAAGGUUGGGAACUGCUGUUCUAGAGUUAUUACUAAUGCUUAAAAUCAAAACAAUGAACAGUCAGAACAGCUUGAUAAUUUUAAAAUUGUCUGGAUUAGCAAAAAUGGCCCUCCCCACAUACCCACACAGCUGAAAUCUUACCAAGUACUCUAAGUGAUCACUUUUGGGAUGAGAAGGAACUAAAAUCUGGUGGUUGUUGUUAGUCUAAGGUGCUGCAGGACAUUUUUUGUUUUUUCGGUUAGACUUACAUGGCUACCUCAGACUUGCAGGGUAAAGUGUGAGCUGAGGUCCCAGAAGAGAGGUUCAUGCAUAGGAAACCACAGAAUUAAUGCAGUCCAAGGCUCCAAGUGCUCAUUGCCAUCACCUAAUUGGACUUCCUGUUCAAAACAGGCAAGAGAAUUCACCCCAAAGUAUUCCUAAAGCAUAGCUGGAGGGGGAAGAUGGGUGUGGAAAUCCAACAUGAUUUUAAAAGAUUGGGAUGUUAAGAAGCAGGUAGCUUGCUAAUUGUGUAGUUGAGGUGGGAAGGCAGUUAAAGCACCCAGUCCUGGCUUGUGGUCCAGGGUCCAGAACUACCCUGGUGUAGUUCUGCAUUUAAAUUGUAUUAGGAGUUGGGUGGAAAGGCAGCUUGGUUCAGUCCUGGCACUACCUGACAUUAGGGUAGCUUCCAGACCUGGUAUGUACCAAGACAGAGCAGAGCUGCAUGCUGCUAAACAAUUUACUGGCAGGGGAGGGGAGGGGAGAAAUGCAUGUAGUUAACUGAUAAGCAAAAGCUUAUUGGCUAAUGUCAAUUGACUACACUAUUACAUCCCUGGAUAGACUCCAUCAGACUCAGUUUACAAGGGAUCAAUUACUCCCACUGUUCACUUUUUAUUUCUAGUCUGAAAUUGUCCAGCUUCAACUUCCAGCCCUUUUGUCUACUAGAUUGAAUAGCUAAUUAUUGACUUGUUUUCUUGUAGAUAGAGACUGUAAUGAAGUCAUACAUUAGUCUUUUUAAACUAGAGUUCUUUGAAUCUAGUCACAAUUAGGCAUGUUUCUAAACCUUUUGUUUUGUGAACCUUCUUCAGUUUAUCAACAUCCUUUAUGAAUUAUGAGCAACAGAACAUGACGGGUAUUCAAACAGAGGCUGCCCUGGUGCUAGAUACAGGGGAAGAACUUUUGCUUAAGAUCCACCUCCUCUUUAUGCAGCCCAGAAGUUAGUUCUUUUGGCUAGUUGUCACAUGUUUGGGUGAGUUCAUGUUCAGUUGAUUAUACACCAUGACCCCUAAAUCUUUUUAGUUUGCUUCCUGGAAUAGACCCCUCACCCUAGCAAGUAUAUAUUGUCUGCUUGUUCCUGGAUUUAUGUUUACAUUUUAGCUAUAUUAAAACAGACCUUGCUUACCAAGUGAUCACUUUGCCUAUCAAGGCUAUGGAAGAAACACAUCACAGGAAAUAUUUCCGGUUAAGUUGACAAUGUAACAUUUUUACAUUCAAGAAUGGAUUCCGACAGGAUCCCUAUUAAAAACAUUUACUCAGGCUGUGAAAUGUAAACAUGACUGUGUUAAUUUUCUAGCAUUCUAGUUUUUUAAAUCAAUAGUGUGCUGUUAGUGCAUGAAAGCUUCAGGCUACAUUGGUGACUCAGAGGUAAAGCUUAGAUUGUUUUAAAAUAAUAAGUACAUGCAGAUUUAUCAAGUUACAAAACAGAACUAAGUAGAAUGCAUCAUCAAGUAGUGGUGGGAAGUAUUGUAAUACACCUUUGGUCCCUAAAGAGCUCUUGGCCAAUUACUUUUGAUACAAUUUUUGAUUUGUUCUAAGCCAGUGGCCCCCAAUCUUUUGGCACCACAUGCCUAAAGGCGGGGCUGUAUACGUGCUGUGCGCCAGCCCUGGACACACGGCAGGCCCUGUGUUGGGGACCACGGCUCUAAGCACUAGCUGUCGUUCAAAGGCCUUUAAUUUCCUUGUACCAUUUUCCCCUAGUCUUGUGUUCAGUGAUAAGCCAGUGUUUUAGGGGCUUUAAAAGUCCACUUUCUCCUGCAAUCCUGUUUAAAGUACCAUACUGGUAUUUGAUUGUAUAAGUUAAUGUAACUUCACUAGGAUAAGUUCACUAGUUAGAAAAGUGAAGCAUUCUCACAAACACUUUCCGCUUGACUGACAACAGACAAGCAACUCUAUUCCUCCAUAGAUCUAUCUACUUGCUCACUCUAUUUAACAAAAGGCAAUAGCUCUAAAGCAGGAUUGUCUUUCACAACAUCAGUUGUUCUGAACACUUGUCAAAAUGGGGGAGUACAAAGAUAUAGAAGUGGUAUCUAGAUCUGUCCACAGAACAUACUGUAGCAAUUGACCUUAAAUAAUUGUCCUUGUAGAAUUACAAGUUGGAAGCCCUCAAUGUAACUUAAGUGAAACAAACAAAAUACAGGACUAUGUAGUACUUUAAAGACUAACAAGAUAGUUUAUUAGAU
Messenger RNA from Pelodiscus sinensis (Chinese soft-shelled turtle), 3780 nucleotides. The record is from RefSeq and is a predicted model, not a curated record. NCBI's taxonomy places the organism in Eukaryota, Metazoa, Chordata, Testudines, Trionychidae.